AUGGCUGAAGGACCAGAAGGAACAGAAGUCCCCACAUUCAAGUGCGUUUUGGUCGGCGAUGGCGGUGUGGGGAAAACUACAUUUGUGAAGAGACAUCUGACGGGGGAGUUCACGAAGAAGUACCUCGCGACCGUGGGGGCCGAGGUGCACCCGCUGCUAUUCCACACGUCCAGAGGUCCCAUCAAGUUCGAUAUUUGGGACACUGCCGGGCAGGAGAAAUUUGGAGGACUUCGAGAUGGAUACUACGUGCAUGCUGUAUGUGGCCUGAUCAUGUUUGAUGUAACGUCCCGAGUAACAUACAAAAACGUUCCGACGUGGCACAAAGAUCUGGUUCGUGUUUGUGAAAAAAUCCCCAUAGUUCUGUGUGGCAAUAAGGUCGAUGCGAAAGAUCGCAAAGUUAAACCAAAGCAGGUGACUUUUCACCGAAAAAAGGGACUGAAAUAUUACGAGAUAAGUGCUAAGAGUAAUUACAACUUCGAAAAGCCUUUCCUGUGGAUUGCAAAACAACUGCUUGGUGAUAUGGAUUUGACACUCGUUGCAAUGCCAGCUUUGGCUCCACCAGAAGUGACAUUGGACGUGGUUUUUCAGAGAAAAAUUGAAGAAGACCUGGAAGAAGCUCAAAAUACGGAGUUGCCAGAUGAUGAAGAGGAAGAAGAUGUGUGA
Messenger RNA from Gryllus bimaculatus (two-spotted cricket), 663 nucleotides. The record is from the annotation of a GenBank genome assembly. Lineage: Eukaryota; Metazoa; Arthropoda; Insecta; Orthoptera; Gryllidae.